UGUAAUGAAGAAGCAGAGCAAAGGAGAAUCGAGUAUAUUAUCUUAAAUGAGAUUGACACUUUGCCUUAAUGUCUCUAGUUGUUUCAGAUAAUUACCUUGCUCCAAAUACUUUAUUAACUUUUUCACUUGAUUGAUUUUUUUUUUUGGUGUCUUUUUUUUCUUUCAUAAUUUUUGUUCUUUCUACAAUUCCCUUUAUGUAAUUGGAAAAAUAACAAAAAAGUAUUGGGUUGUGACAAUUGGGGCUAAAGAUUGACUUGUGUGGCUUAAAUAGAGAGGUGACUUUAACUUGCUAUGGUGUGUUCUACCUGGCUCUAUUUCUUAAUUUAAUGGUUUGAGUUUUUUGCCUUCCAUAGCUUUGUAAGGGAUAUGUUUCUUCCCUUUCUUUAAUAUUAUCAAUUUUCAUUAAAUAUUAUUUGCUUUAUGUUAUGCUUUCUGACUUAACAGAGCCAAAAGGACAGCUUCUAUUAAUUAAUGGCAAAACAGAAGAUGAAGUCGGCAGAAGUUUAGAGAGAGUUUUACUUACAAUGAGGAUUACAACUUCAGAACCUAAGGAUGUGGCAUUUAUUGUUGAUGGUUGGGCUCUUGAAAUUGCACUUAAGCAUUAUCGAACAGCUUUUACUGAAUUAGCAAUAUUGUCAAGGACUGCUAUAUGUUGUCGGGUAACACCAUCACAGAAAGCACAGCUUGUGGAGAUUUUAAAAUCAUGUGAUUAUAGAACAUUGGCCAUUGGGGAUGGAGGGAAUGAUGUAAGAAUGAUACAACAAGCUGACAUUGGAGUUGGAAUCAGUGGGAGAGAGGGGAUGUAGGCAGCAAGAGCAGCUGAUUAUAGUAUUGGGAGUAAGUUGCUGAUACCUAAACCCCUCCUCUCACUUUUUGGAAACUUGACA
Messenger RNA from Humulus lupulus (European hop), 887 nucleotides. Its product is annotated as phospholipid-transporting ATPase 2-like. Gene Ontology annotation, cellular component: plasma membrane. Gene Ontology annotation, molecular function: ATP hydrolysis activity; ATP binding; ATPase-coupled intramembrane lipid carrier activity. Gene Ontology annotation, biological process: phospholipid translocation. Lineage: Eukaryota; Viridiplantae; Streptophyta; Magnoliopsida; Rosales; Cannabaceae. The transcript has 3 exons. The record is from RefSeq and is a predicted model, not a curated record. Bases 426 to 806 code for a protein of 126 amino acids.